Paramuricea clavata is the source of this 689-nucleotide messenger RNA. The record is from the annotation of a GenBank genome assembly. Lineage: Eukaryota; Metazoa; Cnidaria; Anthozoa; Malacalcyonacea; Plexauridae.
AUGCCUGUCUUUGUGCCUGGUGCAUCAACUCUGGAGCUAAACACAGAGACAUUUAAAGGUCUGCUUUUCUUUGAAGAGGUUGAAGUUAAAGUUAAGAAUAUGUUUUUAAAAUAUAUAGACACAGAAGGUAAGGCAAUGUUUUUAUGUUAAAAUUGGUUUAAAUGAUAAAGUUGUUUUUUCAGUGCUAUAACACUUACAUUUUUGAAUUACAUUAGCCACUUUCAUUUUCAAUAACAAGUUUACAAAAAUUCCAUGAGUGAUUAUUUUCAAAGGUUGCUGUUUGAACAAGUGCAAUUUGAAAAACUAAAUCUACUGUACUGUCAAUACGUUCUUAUUAAUUCAAUCGUACAGUACAUAUACUUGUCUACUGAUUUUUGGUUAUUUUCUUAAUCAUUGACGUUGGACAAGGAUGCACAACAGAUAUACAGUAUACUGUAUUUUUUUUAGCUGAGAAACUGCCAGACUUGCUAAUGUUUUGCACUGGAACCAACCAAAUCCCUCCACUCGGUUUUCAUGAGCCAUCCAAAAUAACAGUCAUGCAGUUGGAGCCUAUGUGUGGUCAGCUUUCCAAUGCUAACACUUGUCCACAAGAGCUGGAACUUCCAAGUUGUCAUUCAGAAUAUGAAACCUUUCGAGAAAGCAUGAAUUGUGCGUUGGUGAAUCAAAGCACUGGGUUUGGUAUUAUCUAG